This is a messenger RNA of Orbicella faveolata, 1969 nucleotides long. Its product is annotated as melanocyte-stimulating hormone receptor-like. The record is from RefSeq and is a predicted model, not a curated record. Gene Ontology annotation, cellular component: membrane. Lineage: Eukaryota; Metazoa; Cnidaria; Anthozoa; Scleractinia; Merulinidae. Gene Ontology annotation, biological process: G protein-coupled receptor signaling pathway. Gene Ontology annotation, molecular function: G protein-coupled receptor activity.
CAUUUCCUGGGCAAUUAUGUUUCGUGUUUUGAUUCGAAGGAAGUGUCCUUAAUGGGAAGUAUAAUAUGUUUAAUCUAACAUUUGCAUCACGCCAAUAACUUUUUCAUUUCUCUUUUAACACCAGCAGGUGUUUCUAAACGGAUUACAACAUCGACAAUUUGGCCUCAUCAGGACGCAACAUGGGGAAUUUUUCGUCAGAUCCAUCCUCAAAUGUUCACGCUUCGGUGCAAAGCUGUUUCAACUUAGACACGAACUUCGACAACGCCGGUUACUUGUAUACAACAAACAUUAUCACAGCUGUCGUGAAUUCUUUUUUCGCGCUGACCGCCGUGCUGGGAAAUUUCUUCAUCAUUCUCGCUUAUCAAAGAACGCUUUCGCUUCAUUGCCCAGCUAAUACUCUUGUGUGUUGCCUAGCAUUGUCCGAUUUCACUGUCGGUUUAGUGGCGCAACCGAGUUUCGUGGCGCACAAAAUUGGAGAGGUGCAACAUAACCUCAGUAUGUAUUGUGAGACUAGGAUAGUAACAGAAACAUCUGGGUACAUUGCUUGCGGUGUCUCAAUUUUGACACUAACAGCCAUAAGCAUUGAGCGGUACCUCGCGGUUCAUCUUCAUCUUCGUUACAACGAAAUUGUGACAAAUUUUCGAGCUCUGGUGACAGUGGGAAUCCUUUGGUCCAUACUUGGUUUGGCAGCGGGCUCGAGAUUCUUCGUCAGAGACGGGAAAAACUUCAACGCUAUAACAGCUCCCAUUUUGUUCUCCAGUUUAAUCGUCACUGUUUGGGCGUAUUCUAGGAUUUAUAAGCAAGUCAAACGACAUCAACGCUCCAUUCAAGACCAAGAAAAAUCGGCCAGGGUUAUCGGCAUUGCGAAAUACAAGAAGUCAACAGUAACGAUGGUGUACAUUCUUGGUUUGUUUGUUCUGUCAAAUGCGUCUUAUCUCAGUGUAGUAGUUGCUCACCGAAUUCAGGGUUACACGUAUUCGGUGAAAGUGGCUUACAUCUUUGCUUCUACGAUUGUCUUCAUGAGCAGCUCUGUAAAUCCCUUGAUUUAUUGUUGCAGAAUCAAAGAGAUUCGACAAGCUGUUGUUAAAGUUACAAAAACACUGUGCCGGUUAUAAGAAGGAAUUCAGAAUAUUAUUCAAUAAUUUUAUUUUGUGUUAAGUACCGUAAUUGUAGAUGAAUAAUCGUGCCUGUUAUACCAGGAGGGGUCAAGAUCUGCCUUCUUCUUACACGUUUACAUUGUUGACCGCGCCUUAAAUCAAACCUAAGUAGAACAAAGAAAUCCAGCCGGGGGGGACUCCCAUGUUGAUGUAGCGGGGAUGCCUGUAGGGGAAUAUGAACUGAGGAGAGAGUCCAACGUACGUGUGACUCAGACAAACUUUACUCAGUCUUGACUGCAAACUGAUUAAGACCUGCCAUGCAUUAUUAUCUUAAUACUGAGAAAGAGAAACUAGAGCUAUUUAAUGAUGGUAGAGAGAUUGCCAUCACGCGAGAGUGCAGUCAUCAACACAUUACGAAGAGUCCCGUUUUACUUUCUUGAAACAACGGAAGAUACCUAAUUAUAUCUUUAUUGGUAACUUGGCUCAGCUAAUCCCUGGACGAACUUUCCCGCUGCCCCUUAUGAUCACUUAAGAGUUCCGCCCUGGGAAAAGCAACAACCGAGAAAUAACGUCUUGACAUUGAUCAUUACUGAAACAUAAACAACUGCGCAAUAAUAAAUAAAUUGUGCGGAAAUUAAUAUGAAACUUUGUCACGUGUGGCGACUUCAACCUUUCAGACGCUAAGAUAAGGAAAGACGGUAAAACUGAAGAGGAAAAAAUGCAAAGAUCGCUCAGCGGAAACAGAUCACAUCCUUCAUGGUGCUGCUUGUGGAAUAUAUCUUCUUAGCUUCCUUCCGUACCUCCCAAGUUCUAAUCCAUCUUUACUCAACUUCGUUGCUGAAUGGAUUAAAUUUCGUGUUUUGAAGUGUAAA